Messenger RNA from Drosophila virilis, 1108 nucleotides. RefSeq names its product microfibril-associated glycoprotein 4. The record is from RefSeq and is a predicted model, not a curated record. NCBI's taxonomy places the organism in Eukaryota, Metazoa, Arthropoda, Insecta, Diptera, Drosophilidae.
UUGACAUGGAGCUCUUGGGAACGGUCAAUUUAAUUUACAUUUUAUGUCUCAUUAGCUGCUAUGCCGCUAACAAUGCAAGGUGUCAAGAUCUGGAAACUAUGCAUGAUACGGCACAAAAGCUGCUUUCAAGAAGAGCAGUUGGAAGCACUCAAAGGAUACGAAGCAGCUGAUGUUUCCACUUCCCGUAAAGAUGACAAAACGUAUCCCACAUCCUGUUUGACGUCCCAUUUCAAUGCAAGUGGCGUCUAUAUGAUACAGGUGCCGGGUCUGGCACCGUUUGCCGCAGCGUGCGAUAAUUGCUUUGCCGGAUACGGCUGGCUGGUCAUUCAGAGGCGACUGAAUGGCAGCCUAAACUUCUAUCGCAACUGGCAGGAGUAUAGGGACGGCUUUGGGGAUCUUUAUGGCGAGUUUUUUAUUGGUCUGGAGAAACUGCGUGCCAUCACAGCUCUGGAGCCCUUUGAGCUGUACAUUGUGCUCGAGGAUUUCGAUGGAGAGACACGUUUUGCCAAAUUUGAUGAAUUCGCGAUUGGCAACGAAGAGGAUUCGUAUGCACUCAAUGUGCUGGGCACCUACUCGGGCAACGCGGGCGAUUCGCUGCGUAGUCAUCGGAAAAUGAAGUUCUCCACCUACGAUCGGGACAACGAUCGCGAGUUUGCCAGAAACUGCGCCUUUUUGCACGUGGGUGCUUGGUGGUAUAACAGCUGUGUGGACAGCAAUCUCAAUGGACAGUACAUGGAGGGCGGCAAAUACGAGGAGAAGCUCUUCGCGCGCGGCAUGUGCUGGCGGGCCUGGCGUGGUCACAACUACGGCUACAAGUUCACCCAAAUGAUGAUUAGGCCCAAGUGCCGAACCUUUCCAGCUUCCUUUAAAGGCAACAAGGUCUCGCAGCAGAAAUGUGACGCGAUCUCUUAAGUCUUGAUUUGCAUGCGCGGCUCAACAUUAAUUCCGGACUUGUCACAGAAUAUGGCUACAUAAUCUUCCACUUGAUUAAUAUGCGGAAUACGCAUAUGUCGAGUCCCAAAUGAUUAACAAAUAUAUUUCAAGCAUUUUAUUUCCUGGGUAUACUAGUAUAUCUAUAUGAAUAAAUCUACCCUGCAUUCAUAUUUUA